AUGUCAAGUUUCUCCAGAUCUGCCCAGCAAUGGGCGACCUUCGCUCGUUCCUGGUUCCUGAUCGAUGCCAGACAGCAGCCCCCCGGGAAGAUCGCAACCAUGUGUUCUGUUAGAUUGCAGGGGAAACACAAGCCCAUCUACCACGCACUAAGUGACUGUGGUGACCAUGUAGUAGUUAUAAACACCAAGCACAUAGCUUUCUCUGGAAACAAAUGGGAGCAGAAGGUCUACUCAUCACACACGGGGUAUCCAGGUGGGUUCAAACAGGUCACAGCUGCUCAGCUGCACCAAAAAGACCCAAAAGCUAUUGUAAAGUUAGCGGUUUACGGCAUGCUGCCGAGGAAUCUCGCACGCCGCACGAUGAUGCAGCGGUUGCACAUCUUUCCCGAUGACGAGCUGCCAGAAGACAUCCGAGCCAACAUAACGGAGGAGCUGCAGCAGCCAAGAGAAAUCCCCAGGAGACUAAGCGAGUACACGCAGGAGGAGAUCGACGCCUUCCCCAGGCUGUGGACACCACCUGAAGACUACAAGAUGAAAUGAAGGCAAGCCUUUCCAACCUGACCAAAACUUUGGAUUAUACAACCAUGACUUGAUCAGAUCUGGCCCAUGAAAGAAUAGAGCAGAUCCUGCUUUUGGUUAAAAAAAUUCCAGAGUUGUAAAAGUAAAAAUGUCUUUUGUGUAAGUUGUAAAAUAGGCUAAUAAACAAUUUAAUAAAC
Molecule: messenger RNA, 716 nt
Organism: Gasterosteus aculeatus aculeatus (three-spined stickleback)
Lineage: Eukaryota; Metazoa; Chordata; Actinopteri; Perciformes; Gasterosteidae
Gene: mrpl13
Product: mitochondrial ribosomal protein L13
Biological process (GO): negative regulation of translation; translation
Cellular component (GO): mitochondrial large ribosomal subunit; ribosome
Molecular function (GO): mRNA binding; structural constituent of ribosome
Source: RefSeq, a predicted model, not a curated record